Molecule: messenger RNA, 414 nt
Organism: Anopheles aquasalis
Lineage: Eukaryota; Metazoa; Arthropoda; Insecta; Diptera; Culicidae
Product: cysteine-rich DPF motif domain-containing protein 1
Source: RefSeq, a predicted model, not a curated record
AUGGCGGCCACACAGGAACCGGAAUCCACUAGCGCAUCAUCAGAGCGACCGGCGCCUACAUUGAUCCCGUUCCACUGUGAGCUAUGUGAAGCGAGCGAAAGUGCUGACUACCAUGGACGAAGACCACCGUUCGUGGGCAAGCUAAUUGAGCUGGCGGAGGACAGUUACGUGAUGCGAGAUCCAUUCGCGCCACCACCACAAGCAGUACCCGAUAAGCCACCGUGCGAGUACUUCCUGGUGCUCGGAGCAGACUGUAACCUUUGCCGGCGCACCGUUUGCAAAGCGCCCGAGUGUAGUUUCUUUUACGGGGCCACCUUCUGCCGUCCGUGCAGUCUGGCACGGGUGCUGGAGUUUCCGCUAGAGGUGAGAAGCAAAAUAAAGAAACAAUUCUCGUAGCAGCGCGUUUCAUCUAGC